This is a messenger RNA of Oenanthe melanoleuca, 6109 nucleotides long. It is a transcript of the gene RBBP8, whose product is annotated as RB binding protein 8, endonuclease. Lineage: Eukaryota; Metazoa; Chordata; Aves; Passeriformes; Muscicapidae. The coding region runs from base 342 to 3065 and encodes 907 amino acids. Gene Ontology annotation, biological process: DNA double-strand break processing involved in repair via single-strand annealing; double-strand break repair via homologous recombination. Gene Ontology annotation, cellular component: site of double-strand break. The transcript has 19 exons. The record is from RefSeq and is a predicted model, not a curated record. Gene Ontology annotation, molecular function: damaged DNA binding; flap-structured DNA binding; single-stranded DNA binding.
GGGGCCGUGCCCGCCACAGCCCCUCCGGCCCGGGCGCCGCCGGGCGCUCCUCGGGCGCUGCCCCGCCGCCGCCCCGGGAGCCCCGUUCUCUCCGUGUGGGAGAAGCGGCGUGUGGGACAUGCCAUACCGCUCCUCUGGCGUCCCGGCUGCGGGGUGUGACCCAGGCCUGGCGGGAAGCUCCCAGGUGUUGGUCAUGGCAGGAUUUCCCAGAGCAUCCCGGCGUGUCUUUCGAACGUACACCUCUCUUCAGAAACAGUUUCAUAACUAUGAAAUUUAAAGUAUAAAGUUUGAGAUUGAGCCAGUUCUGCAAGUCAAAGAAUCUGGGAGCAGAAAAAAGCAAGAUGAAUGCAUCUGGAGGAAGCUGUGGGAGCCCUAGUUCUGCAGAACCUACAGGAGAUUUCUUCAAAGAACUGUGGUCCAAACUGAAAGAAUGUCAUGAUAAAGAAGUACAAGGCUUACAGCUGAAAAUAUCUAAGUUGAAAAAGGAAAGAUGCUUGGAUGCAGAGAGGCUUGAAGAGUUCUAUACCAAGAACCAACAGCUCAGGGAACAGCAAAAAGCACUUCAUGACACUAUCAAGGUUUUAGAAGACAGAUUAAGAGCGGGGUUAUGUGAUCGUUGUGCUGUAACCGAAGAACAUAUGAGAAAGAAGCAGCAAGAGUUUGAAAAUAUCCGGCAGCAGAAUCUCAAACUUAUUACUGAGCUCAUGAAUGAAAAAAACAACUUGCAGGAUGAGAAUAAAAAGUUAACUGAACAGUUCCAGCAAUUACAGAAGGAGCUAGAGGUGCAAAAGCAGCAAGUAGUGCAGGCAGAAGAAGGAGUCAUUCCAGAUUCUCCAGUUCAAACAUCUUCAUUUUCUGUGGUUAAUCGUAUGAGAAGAAAAAAAGAGAAUAGGCAUAUCCGAUAUACUGAACAUACACCCCCAGAUUUGGAACUUAGGGAAAGCAACAGUGAGCUGGGAAAAAUUCCACUUUUUUCCACACAAGUGAACACUCACCAUGGAGGAGAGAUACUAGUGGCAGAAACUUGUGAUCCACAGCUGUCCCCUGUGCCAAAUAAACUAAGGGUGGGAGGAUACCCUGUUCCAAAGCCAUCUUUUAACUUGGCUGCAGUCGUUGCAGAAACAAUUGGACUUAGUGUUGAAGAGGAAUCUGAGUCCCAGAGUGUACUGAAUCUUCCCCUCACCAAUACAGUUAUGAGCCAGGCCUCAGAGAGCACGCAGUCUGAAGACUCAAGAAAACAUCCAGCUUCUGAAUCAAGAAAUAAUGACAACAAUUUAGGUAUUUCAGAUCCAUCUCAUAGCACUCCACCACAUGAUGACUGGGAUACUCGGGUAGCUUCUCCUGUUUUUGGAGCUUCUAGCACCGUGAAGAACAACUCAAGUACAGUUCAUGCUCCUUGUAUUUUAGAUUCAGAAUUGAAGCCUCAUCUCAAAACCAACCUCUUCAACAAUCCAUCCAAUUCCAGAUCUCAUAAAAGUAGAUCAAAAUCUGAAGAUGUUGCUUUUGUUGCACCACUGAAUCUUGGGACAGAAAUCAAUUCGGUUAUCAGCCAGGCCUCUGUCCAUAGGCAAAUGGUUGUGAAAAAGAAUUCUAAUGAGGCUGUAACCUGUGCUGGAAACACCUGCACAGCUAAAAAUGAGACUAUCAAGAGCAGUGUCCUUCUUGUAUACCAGAAGCAGCUAGAAGGCAGGUGUGCUAAGAGAAAGAAAACUGAAGAUGAUCAUGCAGUUAGCUGUGAGAAAACAUCAUUCAACAAAGAGAACUCUGUGCCUUUUCGAUGCGAUGUUCAGGUUAAUGGGGAACAUGCAGGUGAUAAGCCCUUGGAUCUGUCUGAUCGCUGCUCUGGAGUUCGUGGUGAAGAGAAAAAACAAGGAGGUGAGGAGAUAUACAAAAACAGACUGAAGCAAGUGACUCUGCACGACAUCUUCUCACACGUAGGGAAGACCGUUCCUGAAGGUUCAUCACCCAUUCAAAAUAACAACAAUGAGAGCUGUUUGUUUGGCAGAGAUUUGCAAGGGGAAUCCUAUGUACAAGAGGCAAUGCUAGGAAAAACAUUCCCUGACAGGAAAAAUCAGAUCCCAAUGAAAGAAGAAGUUCCUCCCUUCAAAUUUGCACCAUUGCCGGGUUCUGCAGAGACAGAGGAACUUUUUGAUGAUGUAAAGGUUGCCAGUGGCCAUGUACCAAAUAGAAAGAAAACAAGGACAGGACUUGGAGAGUCUGAACCAGCAUCUGUACUUCAGCCAAACCCUUGUAGACUAUCAAAAAGUAAAGCACAGCAAAAUGAGCAAGACCUGAAAGAUAAACCCUCUUUAGAAAACUUCCAGUGGAGCAUAGACCCAGGAGCUGACCUUUCACAGUACAAAAUGGACAUUACUGUGAUUGAUACAAAGGGUGGCUGUCAGACAAGAGUUGGAGGAGAAGUUGUUGAUAUGGAUUAUACAUAUGUUAGUGACAGUGUGCUAUUAGAAAUGAAAAAUCAAGAGCAAAAUCAGGAAAGCAGUCCACGAGGAGAAAUAACAGAUAUGUUUGAUCAGACGACUCAUGAAGAAUAUGAAUCCUGCCUACCAGAAGAUAAUCAUUCUGCAUGUGAUGAAAAAGAAACUCUUCAUGAUGAAGAGCAGGAUAAGGGAAUAACAGUAGCAAGCAAGAAACUGAAGAAACAUGAGGAUAAACAAGAUAAAGCCAAGCAGAAAGCUUUUGUGGAGCCUUAUUUCAAAAGUGAUGAGAGAAAGAAUACUGUGUUAAAUUUUCCUCAUAUUGAGGUUAUUCGAAAAAAAGAAGAAAGAAGAAAAUUGCUUGGCCACACUUGCAAGGAAUGUGAAGUAUAUUAUGCAGACAUUCCAGAAGAAGAGAGACAGAAGAAAUUAGCUUCCUGUUCAAGACACAGAUUCCGCUACAUUCCUCCAAAUACUCCUGAAAAUUUCUGGGAAGUUGGAUUUCCUUCCACCCAAACCUGUGUAGAAAGAGGAUACAUUAAAGAGGAUCUUGCUCCCUGUCAACGUCCAAAAAGGCGUCAGCCCUAUGCUGUAAUGUUUUCUCCAAAAGGCAAAGAGCAGAAGACAUAAAGGAUGGGGAAGGAAGGAAUGCCAGCCUGAAGUGUAUCUUUCCUGUCCGUAGAUAUUUAUAGUUAAUAUAAACUUGAAAUACAGAACUGUGUUUUCCACAAUGAUAGAUACAUUGUUUAAUUGAAUAUGUAAAUUUUAUAAAAUUCAUUUGCAAGUCUGCUGUACCAGGAAACAAAACUAUUUAAUGUAUGUUUGUUUCAUAUUGUGUUGAUACAUUUUGUAUUUGUUUUUGCACCUGCCAGACAAGUCUCCUACUUUUUUUUUCUUUAAGGCCAGCAGCUGAAAUUCCAGCAAUUACUGUGUAAACUUUGUGUCAUUGAGUAACUGCUUUGAAGUCAUUGAAAUCAGUUGUUCUUGCAAGAGUAAAUGUCUGUCAAUGGGAACAGAAAUGACAAUUUUCUAGGGUGCUUUUAUUUUGCUCUGGAUUUUCUUGUAUUUCUUUUCUCAUGUUUCAAUAAUGGUUAUAUCUAUUUGGAAUAAAGCUGUGUUAAAUGUUAAAUGUAUCUACUGUUCAUAGUUUGGAGGUGUGAAAACCAGGAAAUCUGUCUUUCUUCAAUUCUGAUGUUAAAUGUAUAGCACCAUGGUUUUUCUCAGUGUUUACAUUAGAACAUCCAAUAUUUCUUUUAUUUUUUCCUUGAAACCUCUUUGCUUAUAUGUGUCUCAUUUAUUGAUAGAGAUAAGCAUUGUUAUUUUUAAAUUUGGGUGACAGCUCUGCCCAGAGUUCUCCUAGAGGACAGCAAUAGUCAUCAUCUAGAUUACAAAAGAUUCUCUGGAGAUAUUUUAAAUUAAUGUUUUGUAGCUGGGGAUAUAUUUCCCAGUAAGUAAGAUAUACAGUAUUACAGAGGCAGGGUAAUACCUACAUAGGUAGGCAAGCCAAGGAUCACCAUAAGAUCUUUAGGAAUAAAGAAGCUGCAAUCAGAGUUGUGUUCAACCGGUGAGAACUCUUCUAAAAGGAGAUCAUAAAGCAAGCAACUAUUAAAAUGCUUUAAGUAAAAAUAAAGUAACAGAAAGUACAGAUACAUCUGGGGGUUUAUCUGUAUAUAUUUGUAUGUAUAAAUGUAUCUGUAAUUUCUGUUCUUGUACCUUAUGUAUGGGUACAAAAAUAUAUUUAAAAACUUGGUGGAUAGGACCAUUUAAAUUCAGCUGUAUUUAAACAGUGGCAGUUUCUGUUGGUGGAGAGGUUGUAGCAUAGGCCCAAGAAGGAAACUAAAACAAAUGUGAUCAAUUUAAUUGUUACACCAAAUCACACAAAAUCCUUUCAGGUUGAAAUUACAGGCCUUGCAGAAAAGUGGAAGGUACAAUAGUAGGCACCAUCCCCAUCCUACCUGUUUAGCUGGCUUACUUCAUAAUUUCACAGGACUGUAUAUCCUAAGGAACACCAAAGGCAUAAAGCCAAAUAACAAUGAAAGUCUUUAGUCGUUCCCACAUAUAGUAAUACACGCUGGCAAUAAAUGUUUACAACACUGUAAAGUCUUUAUUUAUUGGAGCAGGCAGACAAAGAACCCAUGCCAAGGUAAAUCUGGUUUCCUGAAUUUUAUUUUUUUAAUUAAAAAUAAAUUAGCAGAUGCUGCCAAAAAGUGGAAUUGUUGCAGGUAUCUUGAAAAUUGUUUUAGAACAACUAUUACAUGCUCUGAAUAAGUAUUUAUCCAUUAAUAAAGAACUUCUUAAUAAGUAAAUAUUUAUCCAUUAAAAAAGAAAUUUCUAAUGAGAAGAGUAGGGUUUUAACUGGGGAGAGCCUUUACACAGUAGAAGUUAUGUGCACUAAAAGAAAAAUGGAAGCACAUUGCAACUUAUCAAAUGUAAAUUUUGCUAUGUAGUAGGCUGUUUGAGAGUUUCUGAAAGAAAUAACUAUGAAUCCUAUUUUAGGAACAAACUUUAUCAGUAAAAGGUAAAGUAAAAGAUAAACAAUAAUGGGAACAUUUAAAGGUAAGAUGGCAAGAAAAGAUGGGAUUUUUACAGCAAUGUUCAUUAUAGAAGUACCUGGGAAUUUUUCUGUACAGGGUGGGUGAGCAGAGCUGUUGGGAACUGAAAUGGCAGAAAAGGCCAAAGAUGUGAGUGUUGGCAAGGACAGGAUUGGAGCCUGCUCCCAUGGAUUGGAAGGUGAGAGAAGAAACUGCUAAGUCUCUCAUUCUAGCAUGGAACAUCAGGCUCAAAUCAGCUGUAGUGGUGAAGAAGAACAAAGGAACAAUUCUGCCCUGAGGAUUUAAAAAGGACUCCAAAGAGAUCAGUGAGGCUGCAGCCUGAGGAGUUUUAUGGAGUCAUGGGAACUGGGAUAAUUGAUAGGAGUAUAAUGAACAAGAUUUUCAGAUCUUUAUAAAUACUAUGUGGAAAGAUGACACUUUUGCAGCUGCCAUUCUGAGGGCCUUUUAGAUACUUUGAAGGUGUAAAAGUAUGAUUUAUCUGACAGCUCACAGUAGAACCAACUUGCCAUGGUGCAGAAGUUCUCUCCUAGAGGGCUCCUGUUUAAAGGUGCAUAAGACAUUACAGUGAGAUUCUGCUAAGUACCAUUUUAUUCAGCCUAUUUGUGUUCUGAAAAAGGGUGGAGGGAGUAGUCUGUUAAAUUAUUCACUGAGCAAGUGGAACUGGGAUAUAUAAGAGGGGGAAAAUUGCAGAGCAGAACCCUUCAUACACAAGAAGGGAUGUGAUGGAUGGUGAUAAAGUCAUGAAGUGUGGAAAUAGCAAGGAUUGCUCUCCAAGGGCAGCAGGUUUAGUUACAAGAAGAAAGGAGCAGAUAGUGCCUAUGAGGACAUUACUGCUCCACUAGAGGACAGUAAGGAGCUGCUUUUGAGCUUAAAACAGUGUAAGAAUUAUUCUUUCUUACCCUUUGAUAGUUGGCCACUUUUUAUAAGAUUUAAAUUAAUUUUUAAAUUGUAGAUCUCUUGCCUAGCUCUUCAAAUGCUAGAAAAACUAUUUUGCUUCAUCUUGAAAAGCCAGAGAUCAAUUGUAAAAAUCAAGAAACAAGACUAGAAACAGACAGAUUUCUUCUCCAAAAAUAAGAAUAAAAAAAUACCAGAAGCCUAAGCAACCAUUGUGUACAAAAAAGA